Molecule: messenger RNA, 1617 nt
Organism: Phacochoerus africanus (Common warthog)
Lineage: Eukaryota; Metazoa; Chordata; Mammalia; Artiodactyla; Suidae
Gene: PEX11B
Product: peroxisomal biogenesis factor 11 beta
Exons: 4
Coding region: 25-804 (259 amino acids)
Biological process (GO): regulation of peroxisome size; peroxisome fission
Cellular component (GO): peroxisomal membrane
Source: RefSeq, a predicted model, not a curated record
UGCGGAGCCGGGGCCGCCGCUGUCAUGGACGCCUGGGUCCGCUUCAGCGCUCAGAGCCAGGCCCGGGAGCGGCUGUGUAGGGCCGCCCAAUAUGCUUGCUCCCUUCUUGGCCAUGCCCUACAGAAACAUGGGGCCAGUCCUGAGUUACAGAAACAGAUUCGACAGCUGGAGGGUCAUCUGAGCCUAGGAAGAAAGCUUCUACGCCUCGGUAACUCAGCAGAUGCCCUUGAGUCAGCCAAACGAGCUGUGCAUCUAUCAGAUGUUGUCCUGAGAUUCUGCAUCACUGUUAGUCACCUUAAUAGAGCUUUGUACUUCGCCUGCGAUAAUGUCCUGUGGGCCGGAAAGUCUGGACUUGUUCCCCGUGUGGAUCAGGAGAAGUGGGCCCAGCGUUCAUUCAGGUACUAUCUUUUUUCCCUCAUCAUGAAUUUGAGCCGUGAUGCUUAUGAGAUUCGCCUACUGAUGGAACAAGAGUCUUCAGCUUGUAGCCGGCGACUGAAGGGUUCUGGAGGAGGAGUCCCAGGAGGAAUUGAAACUGGGGGCCCUGGGGGUCCAGGGACUCCAGGAGGAGCCCUGCCCCAAGUGGCUCUGAAGUUUCGGCUCCAAGUUCUGCUCCUGGCUCGGGUCCUUCGAGGUCAUCCCCCUCUUCUGCUGGAUGUGGUCAGAAAUGCCUGUGAUCUCUUCAUUCCACUGGACAAACUAGGCCUCUGGCGCUGUGGCCCUGGGAUUGUGGGGCUUUGUGGCCUCGUGUCCUCCAUCCUGUCUAUUCUCACCCUAAUUUACCCUUGGCUGCGACUCAAGCCCUGAUAUUCUGGUAUAGGAUAAAGAGGGGAACUGAAUUGAUGAUGUGGAAUUUUAGAUUGUUCCCAUGUACCAGCCUAAUUCUGACCCUACUCCUUGGUUAAAGUUAAAAUCCAGAGAUUCUGGAGGUAGAGGGAGGAGCUUAGGGGAGAUAAGAUGAGGAAAGAUAACUUGUGAGUUCAAUAGGUUGAUUCUGACAUUCAGAUCUGCUGGAGUUUUUGUUCUUUUCCUCCUUCAUUGCAUUGUCUUUGUCUUUCUUGACUCUUUACUGUGUCUCUUUUAAGUCUAUUUAAGAUUCUGUCUCUGCAUCUCUGUUUUACCUUCUCAAUCCCUUAUCAUAAGAGUUUAAUGAGCAACAGGAUUACUUUUUGGUAUGGGAGGUAGAAGGUAUGGUCUGUAAGGUUCCAACUGCCUUCUUUUUCCUCACCAAGGUGACUUGUGGCUGUUAUUUUUCCCUUUCAAACUCCAAAUCACAAUUUUAAAGGCUUUCUGUCCCAAUGGACUCUUCCCACGUGCACCAGAGGUAGUUUCAUGCUUCCUCUUCCUCUCUCAUGCCUACCUCAACAACCGCCCUCAUGAUUUGCCCUUAACCUUCCCUCUCUUCACACCUGCAGAUUUCUGCUUUCCCUUUGAUUUGAUUUCUGCUUUCCCUUUGUUUUAGCCUUUCCUUACCCCUUCUUUGCCUAUCCAGAAUGAUGCUGUGUCUAGCAUCUUACUGUAAAUACUGUACAAUGAUUCUGUGUAAAUAGCUGAGGCCCAUGCCCAUGAUGGAAAGCAAGCCUUCCAAGUUAGCAAAUUAAAGAUCAGUUUGCUCAUUGA